Messenger RNA from Hippoglossus stenolepis (Pacific halibut), 4266 nucleotides. RefSeq names its product E3 ubiquitin-protein ligase MSL2-like. NCBI's taxonomy places the organism in Eukaryota, Metazoa, Chordata, Actinopteri, Pleuronectiformes, Pleuronectidae. The record is from RefSeq and is a predicted model, not a curated record. Gene Ontology annotation, cellular component: MSL complex. Gene Ontology annotation, molecular function: ubiquitin protein ligase activity.
CUUGUUUGUGGAGCGGCGACGGGAGGUAUGAGGAAUGCUGCGCGGCUAACGAUAGCAACAUCCACGAGUGGGGAUUUAAUUCACUCCCGGUCCUCGGUUCCUCCGGAGCUCGAGCACCAGCUGCUGCGGGACACGACCCCGUCUGUACCCGCGGGUUCCCCUGCUUCGUUCCCGCCGAGGCGAGCGGCGGCCGCGGCAGAGCCCCGCUUCUCCCGAGCAGAGGGGAGCGGCCUGCCUCUGUAGGCGGCUUCCCGGUGCUGCUCAGGCGGCCAGCGCUGUCACGAGAGCCCGCUGCUCCCGCUGGCUUGUUUUUCCGUGCGCCGAGAGAAGCGUGGGAGCCGUGAAAUCCGUUUAACUGCGAUAAUCACCCGGUCCCCUCCACCCGCCGCCGCCGCCUGCGACCCGCAGCCGCCGGGGUUUCUCAGCCGGGGGGCAGCGUCCGGAGCCGGGGCGGCCUGUUUUGUUUUCGAGCCGCCGCCAUGAAUCUCCGCGAACAAUAACAAGAGCCGUGACGAGCCCCCGCAGGCUGUGCACCGCGGAGCCGAGCCGCGCACCCCGGCUGUGGGGGGACGACACGCGCGCCGUGCGGUACCGCGAACCCUCCGGGACGAGCAUGCAUGUGGACUAUGGCACCUCCGGGGGGAAAGCUUUGCAGACGGGAUCAGUUUGUCACGAGAGCCCGCGUUUGAAGCUCCGAGGCGCUGCGAGCUAACCGGCCGUCAGCACCGUUAACGGGCCCCGGUGGAGCAGAGGGCUCCGCGCGGCGUGUAUGGAAACCACCGCCCCGGAUCAACCGACGUGUUUACGCAUGCCUGUGAGCGCACGGCCCCAUCGGCAGCAGCGGUUCUUUUCCAGCCGGGACCCGCGGGGGAUGGGUCGGAUGUGACUGGGGGCUGUGCUCCGUGCACAGACGGCCGCAUGUGUGGCUCUACCGCCGGGACACUGACACCCUGACACCCCCCUCCCCCCUCUAUGCGCUCCGCCAAGCCCCCCGGACUCCCGCCGACAGAAGCACGCGCGUGUCACCGGGUGGCUCUUGUGUUUUUAACGUAUUAACGAAUCUCUCCUGGACGGACCGGAGCCCCGGGGCCAGGCAGCGGAGAUGAACCCGGUGAAUGCGACCUCUCUCUACGUGUCCGCGAGUCGUUCGGUGCUGCAGUGCGACCCCCGAGACCCCCGGGCCCUCGCGGAGCUCUGCCGGCUGCUGCCCUUCUUCCGUCAGUCCCUGUCCUGCCUGGUCUGUGGUAACCUGCUGCAGGACCCCAUCGCUCCCACCGACUCGUCAUGUCAGCACUACGUCUGUCGAGGCUGUAAGGGUCAGAGGAUGCAGCUGAAGCCCUCCUGUAGUUGGUGUAAGGACUAUUCCCGCUUUGAGGAAAACAGGCAGCUCUCUCUGCUUGUCCACUGUUACAGGAAGCUGUGUCUCUACAUCACUCAGUCGCCACUCGCCCCUCACAUAGCCAGCGCCGCCAGUGACUCGCCAGAUCUCCAGGCCAUCCUCAACGAGGGCCUGAAGUUGGCCGAGAGCGAGCCAGAGGCGGAGGACAUUUCGGAUUCGGUGGGGCUGUCACAAACGGCCUCCACCUCGGACGUGGUCCAUCCCAACGAAGCUUCUCCUGCGAAGGAGCUCAAAGGAGAGGAGCUCAGCCCCCUGAGCAUUAACGGACUCCAUGAUUGUAACGGCCUGGUCAGCUCGGACUCUCUGCAACCCGUCGUCAUAGAAACAGGUGGAGGGGUUGCGAAGCAGGAAAGCUUCUCCACGGAGAUCCCGGUGUGCGUGAGCGUCACCGGGACUGGGGAGGCGGGGCUUUGUGACAUUAGCACCUUCGGGGAUGACCUGAAACAAGGGCCGUUGUUACUGAGUGUCGAGGAGGUGCUCAGGACUCUGGACACGGACCCUGACCCCACGCCCGAGCCCACCCCCCAGCCAGACUGCCCUCCCUCUGUUCCCCAGUCAAGCCUCAACGGGCAGCACUGCCCGUCUGGCCCGGACUCCUCCCGCCUCAUCCCUCCUCCCCCAGAGAACAGCCCUUGCCCCCUCCAGUCUCACCCGCAGCCCUCCUUGCAGCACCCCCAGCCCUCCACAGUCAUCCCACGAGUCCCCCCUCGGUGCCACCGCAAGCGCUCCCGCUCAGAAAGCGACAGCGAGAAGGUGCAGCCUCUCCCCAUCUCCAGCCUCUUACAAGGGCCCCCCCUCGGUGCCAACAGCUCCCCCCACCACCCCCACCCUGGUGCCACCACCAAACAGGAGCCUAAAUUUCCUGCAGUCCCCCACCCUCACCUGGCCCCGGUGCCGAAUGGCGGCCCCCCGAAAGUGGGGAAGACUGUGCUCGUCUCCAACAAGGCACUGAAAAAGACAGUGGAGCAUCAUGGGUCCACAAAGAAGGCUUAUACCAAAGCCAGGCAAGGGGCUCCGAAGCCUCGUGCACAGCCCCGUGACCGCCUGCCCCCUCACCCCCACGCACACCCCCUGACACACCCACCCAGCCCCUCAAAGCCACUGUAUAAGAAGCCUGUGGAGAAGAAGGGCUGCAAGUGCGGCCGAGCCACACAGAACCCCUCCGUGUUGACCUGUAGGGGGCAGCGCUGCCCCUGCUACUCCAACCGCAAGGCGUGUCUGGACUGUAUCUGCCGCGGCUGCCAGAAUUCCUACAUGGCCAACGGAGAGAAGAAGCUCGAAGCCUUCGCCGUGCCGGAGAAAGCUCUGGAACAAACCCGACUCACGCUGGGAAUCAACCUCACCAGUAUCACGGCGGCGGCCCUCCGCAGCCCGGCCACCAGCUCCCCAGGAAACACACUCCUCAACGUCACCGCGGCCACGGGCGCGCCCGUCACAGCCACCUUCCUGUCGGGGGCGGGCCACGACAACAGGGGCUUUGACGAUUCACUGGAGAUGCGGUUUGACUGUUGAGGUUCCGCCCCUCCUCUGGUCAGUCGUAUCGCACAUUCCCCCGCCCCGCCCACUGGGCGUUAUCCAUCGGGUCGUGCCAGGGACCUGCAGUGGCGGAGCCAGAACAAGGCAGCUACAGUGACAGGCGGUAGUGAGGGUCACCAGCUGAAGAUGAGGGGUCGCCCUCCGUCCAUCGCCCGAAACUGCACCAUGCUUGUGGUCUUGCGUACAGAUGCAGCGUGGAAGAGAAGAAGGAAAAGAAAGAGGAGAUGUAGCGUUACUGUAUGUGCAGAGGUUUCAUUUCAGUGGGGAUAGUUUCUGUUUCUGUUCUCUACUAUGGGUAACGUGUAGAGCAUGUUGUGUAGCUCAGUCGGGAGUGUUGACCUCGGUCACACGCCUCUGUGUGUGUGUGUGUGUGUGUGUGUGUGUGUGUGUGUGUGCGUGAGCGAGAGCGCGUGGAUGUGUGUGUGUGUGAGGGGAAGGCUUUGGUUGGAGAUGAACAUUAUUAGCAGGAACAGAGACAUCAUCAUCAGAGACGUGUAAUUUAUAUAAAGGAAAGAACUUUUUGUACGUGGACUCAUCAGUUUCCAUUUGAGAAAACAUUUUAUGAUAUAUUUUAUAAGUUAAAAUCAAUGGAGGCCAGUGCCGAGGCAGAGCUGCUUUGAACCGGAGCAUUUUCACACAGGUGAACGUUGACUCGUGUUUUAUAAAGAUGAGAUCAUACGAAUCUGUAACGUGAAAAUGUAAUGAUCCGAUCUCUGAUAUCUUAAACUGCAAAGAAGCAGAGAAACUGCUAAAUGUCAGGUUUGAAUACGAAACAUGCUACGAUGUUGUUGUGACAAAAAAAAAAAUGCCUUUAAAUGUGUCGUCGAUGAACCAGUGGUGGAGACGGAAGAUGAAACUUCUCUCUGGUUUGUUGUUGAAUGAAGCACUUUUCCCACUUUCUCACGCCGACCACACAUUUUCAAGCCGCCACGUUUCUUCCCUGUGUUAAAGUCUCUGGUUGAUCGCAGCCUCCUCGCUCUGUGUUUCACGAGAUUCUGUUUUCUCAAAGCUACACUCAUGCUGCUAAACACCACGGAGGACUGAAGAAGGAGAGCGCAGCUGGUUUCCUCGUCUUUCUGUUCAGUUUGUUAACAACAUUUGCAGUAUUUAUUGGAUGUCCCCUGACACGACGACAGGUGUCGGGCUUCGCUUUCACCUCCUCUGCCUGUCGAUCCGGUUUGGACUGUCUCUGUCUCGGUUACGUUGCCGUCUUCUUCUUAGUGUUAGUUCCUGGUGUCUCCAAACGAUUUUUGUUCUCCCUCGGGGCAUUUAAAUACCUGUAAUAUAACUGUAACAUAUUUCCACAAAAAAGAAAGAAAAUCAAAAACUUA